AUGAAAUCAUUACUUGAAGCUCUUUCGGAUACAACCUUCCGAACGAUCACCACUGAUCUCCUCUAUAUUGCAUCUAAUGAAGUACAAUAUGAUGAUGUUAAAGUAGACUUCAAUCUGACGAAGCUUGGGUACGUCACUCAGAAUCUGCAUUCUUCCCUGGGGAAAGGCAACACUUACCUAGAAAAAAUGACUGCAGGUGACGACCCACUGUCCAGUGCCAACCUUCAUGACUCGACUAAUGUUAAUAACUCCCUUUACAACCAAUCGAUGGAUAAUGAAUCCAAUCUAAAAUGUGGAGAAAACUUCAUGGAUAUGGAAUGCUUUAUGAUUCUGACUCCAAGUCAACAGAUGGUAAUUGCUGUCCUUUCCUUGACCCUGGGGACCUUCACAGUGCUGGAGAACGUGUUGAUUCUGUGUGUUAUAAUUCGGUCUUGCAGUCUCCGAAACAAACCUUCCUACCACUUCAUAGGUAGCCUGGCCCUGGCUGAUCUCUUGGGCAGUGUGAUCUUCGUGUACAGCUUUGUGGACUUCCAUGUAUUCAAGAGGAAGGAUAGUCCCAAUGUCUUUCUAUUCAAGCUUGGUGGUGUAAUAGCCUCCUUCACAGCUUCAGUGGGCAGCCUCUUCCUGACCGCCAUAGAUCGCUACAUUUCUAUUCACAAACCACUUGCAUAUAAAAGGAUUGUGACUCGUCCAAAGGCAGUCGUUGCUUUUACCGUCAUGUGGUCCAUAGCAAUUGUAAUCGCCGUCCUACCUCUGUUGGGUUGGAAUUGUAAAAUACUGAACUCCACCUGCUCAGACAUCUUUCCGCUCAUUGACGAGACCUAUCUGAUGUUCUGGAUUGGUGUAACCAGUGGUUUGCUGCUUUUUAUCAUCUAUGCCUACAUGUAUAUACUGUGGAAGGCACACGGUCACGCUGUCCGCAUGAUCCAGCGCGGCACUCAGAAGAGCCUCGUUGUACAUGUGACGGAGGGCGGCAAAAUCCAAACCACUCGACUCGAUCAAACGCGCAUGGACAUCAGACUAGCCAAAACACUGGUCCUUAUUCUUGUCGCCCUCAUCAUCUGCUGGGGACCCCUCAUAGCCAUCAUGAUAUACGAUGUCUUUGGGAAGAUGAACAAGCUGGUGAAGACUAUAUUUGCCUUUUGCAGUAUGCUGUGCUUAUUUAAUUCAACAGUGAAUCCCAUUAUAUAUGCUCUGAGGAGCAGAGAUCUAAGGCGUGCAUUCCGUAACAUGUUCUCAUUCUGCAAGGGAGCCUCAGCUCAGCCAUUGGAGAACAGCCUGGAGUCAGAUUGCCAACAGAAGCAUAGCAAGCACCCAGGCACCAUGCAGAAGGCUGCCCGAAACUGUAUCAAGAGCACUGUAAAAGUGGCUCAAGUUGCCAUCUCAGCCUCCACAGAAACAUCAGGCGAGGCUGUGUGAGUCUAAGGAUCCAACCAAUUUACAACAAUAACCAUUCAUAGCAAUUAAAAUAUAUUCCU
Messenger RNA from Callorhinchus milii (elephant shark), 1478 nucleotides. It is a transcript of the gene cnr1, whose product is annotated as cannabinoid receptor 1. The record is from RefSeq and is a predicted model, not a curated record. NCBI's taxonomy places the organism in Eukaryota, Metazoa, Chordata, Chondrichthyes, Chimaeriformes, Callorhinchidae. The coding region runs from base 1 to 1419 and encodes 472 amino acids. Gene Ontology annotation, biological process: G protein-coupled receptor signaling pathway. Gene Ontology annotation, cellular component: membrane. Gene Ontology annotation, molecular function: cannabinoid receptor activity. The transcript has a single exon.